UUGCUAGGAGACCGCUGCGACGCCGGCGGCGGGGUCGGGGGCGUUGGGAGGCCGCAGCCGGUACCGGGACCGCGCCGGGGGCGGGGGCGGGGGGGGGCACCAUGCCGGUGGCGGGGGAGGACCGGCUCCUGCAGCUGCAGAGCCAGGCGCUGGCCGAGGAGGAGGCGGCCAAGGCGAGGGGGGAGCUGCUGGUCAGGUUCCUGAAGGACAAGCUGGCCAAGGAGGAGCGCAGCAGCGCCCUGAGCCUCCACAAGCUCAGCGCCCAGUGGCGGGGGGUGCUGCGGGAGGUGAAGGAGAAGGAGCUGCGCGAGGACAUCGCCGUGCUCAGCCAGGCCUUCGCCCGGGUGCUGGACUGCAAGGACAGCGUCAUCAAGUCCCUGGUCACAGACGUGGAGGAGGCGGAAGCGCAGCACGCCCGGGCGCUCGGCAGCCACCUGCAGAACAUCGAGCGCCUGCUGCAGCUUCAGCGCUGCCGCCUGGCCUGCCUGCAGGAGGGAUUCGACGCCCAGCUGAAGGCCCUGGAGGCCGAAUUUGAGACGGAGAGGAAAGCCAUCCUGGAGCAGCACGAGGAAGAAAUCCGCUACCUGCAGGACGUGGUGCUGGCCCUGGAGCAGAACUACGCCCAGGACGAUCACGAGGCCACGCUGAAUUUCCAGAGUGCCCGGGACGACAUCAAGAGCAAGAGCCUGCAGGAGAAGCAGUACAGCCGCCUGCAGCAGAGUGGGAAGAUGGAGGCGCUCUGGGAGCAGUUCCAUGCCGCCAUGCAGAGCUACGCCGAGGCCACCGAGCACCAGAAAACGGCCUUCGAGGGGCUGAAGCAGAAGGAUGAGAAGAGCUCCAGGGAGAUAGAGAUGCAGGCAAAGAAGCUGCAGAAACUCCAGGAUUUGGUGGCGGCCACCAAGGCUCGGCUCGCGGCUCAGCUCCGGGACAACGAGGAGCGGAACCGGCGCGCGCGGGAGGAGAAGGAAGCCGUGCUCAGGCAGCUCCAGGAGCUCAAGAACAAAAUGAACCAAGCCCGGGCUGAGGCCCACGACAACCUGGCCAGGCUCACGGCGCAGAGCAACGCCGCCCUGAAGGCGCUGGCACAGGUUGUGGAGAAGGCAGAGCGCGUCCUGCGGCUGGCCGAGAUGUGCCGCCGGCUGGAGACGGAGGUGGAGAAGGUGCUGCCCUUCUACCCGUCCUCGCUGGCCGAGGGGGAGCUUUUUGACGCCGACAGGGUUCUCAAGGAGGAACCUGCGGAGCCUCUGGCCCAGGCCCUGCAGGAUUACGUGGGGCUGGAGCGCUUCUGGCAGCGCUUCAACAAGGCGAGGCUGGAGGAGCAGGCGCUGGCGCGGGAGCGGGCGGCCGCGAGCCACCAGAACCAGCGGCUGCGGGGGCUGCUCCAGCAGUACCUGGAGGGGCUCUCCGUCAGCCCCGAGGUGCUCAGCAAGCCCAACCCACUGCUGGCCAUCGAGCACAAGAGCCGUGUCCCCCGAUUCCCCCCCAGACCCCGUCCCCAGCUCUGACGGCACCGGCUGGAGCUGAGAAUUGGCCUAACUGUCCCGCGGAGCGGGGUGCCUGGUGCUCGGGGGCACCAUGAAGCUGACAUAAAAGAGCUAAACUGUGCCCAAAA
Messenger RNA from Anas platyrhynchos (mallard), 1612 nucleotides. It is a transcript of the gene CCDC65, whose product is annotated as coiled-coil domain containing 65. Lineage: Eukaryota; Metazoa; Chordata; Aves; Anseriformes; Anatidae. Gene Ontology annotation, cellular component: axonemal dynein complex; axoneme. The record is from RefSeq and is a predicted model, not a curated record. Gene Ontology annotation, biological process: cilium-dependent cell motility; regulation of cilium movement; axonemal dynein complex assembly.